Megalopta genalis is the source of this 7418-nucleotide messenger RNA. It is a transcript of the gene SERCA, whose product is annotated as ATPase sarcoplasmic/endoplasmic reticulum Ca2+ transporting SERCA. Gene Ontology annotation, molecular function: P-type calcium transporter activity; ATP hydrolysis activity; ATP binding. The record is from RefSeq and is a predicted model, not a curated record. Gene Ontology annotation, biological process: calcium ion transport. Lineage: Eukaryota; Metazoa; Arthropoda; Insecta; Hymenoptera; Halictidae. Gene Ontology annotation, cellular component: membrane.
UAUAUAUAUAUAUAUAUACAUAUACAUAUAUAGACAUAUACAUAUAUUUAUAUAGUAUAUACAUAUAUAGCUGCCGUACGAAUUCGUACGGUUUGACCAGUGUUCGGGACCGGGACCUACGGUGCCGGUGUUUCUCGACGGAACCGAAGAAUCGACGGGCCUCAGGUGAAGAAAGAAGCAUUGAAACUACAGUGUGAAUGAACGUGGACAACCAUUGAACAGAUAAGAUUAGUGACAUACUAAUACAAAAACAACCAUGGAGGACGGCCAUUGCAAAAGCGUGGAAGAGGUAGUAGGUUACUUCGGCGUCGAUCAGGACAAAGGAUUGUCUGGUGACCAGGUCAAGAGUAACCAGGAGAAAUAUGGUCUGAACGAGCUGCCAGCCGAAGAGGGUAAAUCCAUAUGGCAGCUCGUCUUGGAACAGUUCGACGACCUUCUAGUUAAGAUUCUUCUAUUAGCCGCUAUUAUUUCUUUUGUAUUAGCUUUAUUUGAAGAGCACGAAGAUGCUUUCACUGCCUUCGUCGAGCCCUUCGUCAUUUUGCUCAUUCUUAUCGCCAACGCCGUGGUCGGUGUUUGGCAGGAACGUAACGCCGAGUCUGCGAUCGAAGCGUUGAAGGAGUACGAGCCCGAGAUGGGCAAAGUUUUACGAAAGGACAAGUCCGGUGUCCAAAGAAUUCGAGCCAAAGAGAUCGUGCCCGGGGACAUUGUCGAGGUGUCCGUCGGUGACAAGAUCCCAGCCGAUAUUCGUCUCACCAAGAUCUUCUCCACCACCCUCAGGAUCGAUCAGUCUAUCCUGACCGGUGAAUCGAUCUCGGUUAUCAAGCACACCGAUCCUGUUCCCGACCCGCGUGCUGUCAACCAGGACAAGAAAAAUAUCCUGUUCUCCGGUACCAACGUAGCCGCAGGUAAAGCUCGCGGUGUUGUCAUUGGAACCGGCUUGAACACUGCUAUUGGUAAGAUUCGUACCGAGAUGUCGGAAACAGAGGAGAUCAAGACACCCCUGCAGCAGAAGCUGGACGAGUUCGGUGAACAAUUGUCGAAAGUUAUUUCCGUAAUUUGCGUCGCUGUCUGGGCCAUCAACAUCGGGCAUUUCAACGAUCCUGCUCAUGGCGGAUCUUGGAUCAAGGGAGCUAUUUACUACUUCAAGAUCGCCGUUGCUCUUGCCGUGGCCGCUAUUCCCGAGGGUUUGCCGGCCGUAAUCACGACCUGCUUGGCUUUAGGUACCCGUCGUAUGGCCAAGAAGAACGCCAUCGUCCGUUCGUUGCCGUCUGUCGAAACCCUUGGUUGCACGUCUGUCAUUUGCUCGGACAAGACUGGCACCCUGACCACUAACCAGAUGUCUGUUAGCCGAAUGUUCAUUUUCGAGAAGAUCGAGGGUAACGACAGCAGCUUCCACGAAUUCGAGAUCAGCGGCUCGACUUACGAGCCCAUCGGCGAGACGUUCUUGAGGGGGAAGAAAAUCAAGGGAGAGGACUUCGAGACGCUCCACGAAGUUGGUACGAUUUGCAUCAUGUGCAACGACUCUGCCAUCGACUUCAACGAGUUCAAACAGGCGUUCGAGAAAGUCGGAGAGGCUACCGAAACCGCUCUCAUUGUUCUGGCCGAGAAGAUCAACCCGUUCGGCGUUUCGAAGAUUGGACUGGACAGACGUAACUCUGCCAUCGUUUGCAGACAAGAUAUGGAGACCAAAUGGAAGAAAGAGUUCACUUUGGAGUUCUCUCGCGAUCGCAAAUCUAUGUCGUCUUACUGCGUCCCUCUGAAACCCAGCAAGCUGGGCACUGGACCGAAACUGUUCGUCAAGGGCGCCCCCGAAGGUGUCUUGGACAGGUGCACGCACGCUCGCGUCGGCUCUACCAAGGUUCCUUUGACCUCCACCCUGAAGAAUCGCAUCUUGGACUUGACUCGCCAGUAUGGUACCGGCCGAGACACGCUCAGAUGCCUUGCCCUCGCUACCGCUGAUCAUCCCAUGAAACCCGAUGACAUGGACCUUGACGAUUCCACUAAAUUCUACACGUACGAGAAGGACCUCACCUUCGUCGGUGUUGUCGGCAUGCUUGACCCGCCUCGCAAGGAAGUAUUCGACUCUAUCAUGAGGUGUCGCGCCGCUGGUAUCCGCGUUAUCGUCAUCACCGGAGACAACAAAGCCACUGCUGAAGCUAUCUGCCGACGUAUCGGUGUCUUCGAGGAAGACGAGGACACAACCGGAAAGUCCUACUCCGGUCGUGAAUUCGACGAUCUUUCUUCGUCCGAACAGAAGUCUGCUUGCGCCAGGGCUCGUCUCUUCUCUCGUGUUGAACCUGCUCACAAAUCGAAGAUCGUUGAGUACUUGCAGAGCAUGAACGAAAUCUCGGCUAUGACUGGCGAUGGUGUAAACGAUGCCCCAGCCUUGAAAAAAGCUGAAAUUGGUAUCGCCAUGGGAUCUGGAACCGCUGUGGCGAAAUCUGCCUCUGAGAUGGUGUUGGCAGACGACAACUUCUCUUCCAUCGUCGCUGCCGUUGAGGAAGGCCGUGCUAUUUACAACAACAUGAAACAGUUCAUUCGUUACCUUAUCUCUUCCAAUAUUGGUGAAGUCGUGAGUAUAUUCUUGACUGCCGCUCUUGGUCUUCCCGAAGCAUUGAUCCCGGUACAACUUCUGUGGGUCAACUUGGUUACUGACGGUCUUCCAGCUACUGCUCUUGGUUUCAAUCCUCCCGACUUGGACAUCAUGAGCAAGCCUCCCCGUAAAGCCGACGAAUCCCUUAUCUCGGGCUGGCUGUUCUUCCGCUAUCUGGCUAUUGGCGGAUACGUAGGUGCUGCUACCGUUGGAUCAGCCGCGUGGUGGUUCUUGUACAGUCCAAAUGGCCCACAGAUGAAUUACUACCAACUGACUCAUCACUUGGCGUGUUUGGGUGGUGGGGAAGAAUUCAAGGGCGUUAACUGCAAGAUCUUCACGGAUCCUCACCCCAUGACGAUGGCUCUGUCUGUACUUGUAACCAUUGAAAUGUUGAACGCGAUGAACAGUUUAUCUGAGAAUCAAUCUCUCAUCACUAUGCCGCCCUGGUCUAACAUGUGGCUCAUUGCCUCUAUGGCUCUUUCUUUCACACUCCACUUUGUCAUCCUUUACAUCGACGUACUUUCGUCUGUAUUCCAAGUUACCCCCCUAACGACAGAAGAGUGGCUUACCGUUAUGAAGUUCUCCAUCCCAGUGGUACUUCUCGAUGAAACCCUGAAAUUCAUUGCCAGAAAGAUUACAGAUGUGGCACCGCCAGUGACGCCGCCGCCGAAAUAAAGAUCCGAGACGCGUAGGACGAAUCGACACCUGUCCGGACACGAGAAAAUCGUCAAAGGCACUUAACACCCACCCGCAACAACCCGCAAGCUGCUCGAUGGGAUCAAACGACAGAAAAGAAACAAAAGUCACAGAAAUACUAUAUCGACACUCGAAUAAACACACGUACACACAAGUAUCAGAACCAAUAACAGACAACCAAAAAAUACAAAAAACAAGAAAAAAAAGAAGCUAAAAAACUUAGUAGAGUAUAACCAGAGAAAUCGAUACUCGAAAAUGUCGGGGGAAGCACGUAAUGUCAGAUAUUUUUCAUCGUGGAUCUAUUGCGUUGCCUCGGAAGGGUAGUUCAGAGGGAUGUUAAACAAAGAGUAGAAGAACCAAAAAGAAAAGAAAACAAAAAUACAAAUAAACGAACGAACAAACACGGAAGAACAUUUUGGUGCAGAGAAUAAAUAAGAACGUUCCGAUGCGAGAACGGUCCGGUUUUCUCGGACCGUGACCGUGCCCGGAACGCGAGGAGUGGGACGCUCUCGGACGGCCCGGAAAAAAAAAACACGACGCGUCCAAUCGGAGGGGCUCGCUGUUUCGCCCGCAGUAGUUCCACCCCGGCAGUACCACUAAUGGCUGUAUCUCUGUGUUAUGUUGCAGUAAAUGAGACGGUCGUCGACGAGUGGGCCCCACUAGGCUCGUCUCACUGUGCCGCCGGCUACACAGAGUUCCUCUGCCAAGCACAAAAAAUACAUUCAGAUCAGACACGCGCAAGCUCGGCCCGAAAAAGACAGAGACGAACAAGCGGGGACUUAGCUCGCGCGACUGCGCCCGAGAACAGCAACAGGCUCUCGAUACAAACGUUUAGUCGACUGCGAAACAAAAGGGAGAACCGUAGGGCCCCAUUUCCCGCUGGCCGCGCGCUGCACCGCCCGCUGCUGCUGCUUUCGUUUAACUUCAACUGAUCGACCGCCGCGACAGAACAGAACAGAAUCUCUAUUUAUUAUCGUGUAGUAUAUCGUGUCGUCGGUUACGAGAGAGAGAGAGAGGGAGAGAGAGCGAAUUAAAAAGACGGGAUCGGAAACGAGAAUACCACCGGUCGACGCCAGACACCCACGGCUUUUGAGAAUUCUUCGUCGCGCGCUCUUGCUCCGAACGCGACGCGUUUCAUUUCGUUUAUCUUUCCCGACGAUCCGUUUGUCGCGACAGAUCGCGAGCCGCAGAAGCAAGUAGACGCCACCCUCGAUACCCCUCUAACUGUGAUAGACGCAUAGAACACUUUUAACGCUAACGGUAACGCUUUUCUCUGUCUCUUCAGCUCCCGAUAAAGGGGAUCGACGCCGCGUCGAGGCCAGCCUUGUCGUCAAUACGAAAGAGAGCUCCCGUUUCACUAGUAUCUAGUGUACCUAUUUAUCUCGUUAUUCUGAUUCUCUCGGACGCGCUUCCGCGCUCCCUCACUUUUCUCUAUCUCUCUCUUUAUCUUUCUCACCGUCUAUUCUACGUCCUAGACUAACUCGACUUCCACCCCGCCCGGAAUCUUAAUCGUAACGACCCGCAGCAAGGUCCGCUCCGACGCUUCGCCGAGGACGCUGCUUCGCCCGCCGACCUUCCUUCGUUCUCGAUCGCCUGCGGAAACGGGGGUGGACCCCGACCAAUGCGACCGAUCGACGGUUUCACUCUUUCGAAGUCGGAGGAUGGACGCUUCGCCGGCAAAACCGGGAAAGACGAGACGAGGUGGACGGCGCGCAGCGCGUACGAGCGAGCACGCAGCGGGAAACACGGUUUUUGCGCGCAGUCGAAGCGCGAGCACGAAGGGGACACAGGCAACAACCGCGUCGACGAAGGGAACGCUGGACGAGAGUCAACUGCGGGAGCGAAGCGGAGAGCAGCGGACGAGAGGAAGCGACGCUCCGUUCGCCAUUUGGUUCGAGUGGUAUACUUUUUAGGAUGAAAUCGAAGAAACUGUAAUUCUGUUCGGUGACGUAACUUUCACGGGGGCUUCGGCGAGCGUCGCCAAUGCGACGGGGUCUCGAAUACCGAAGCGGAAGCCUCCCCCCGCGGUCAGGGCGCGCGAAACUUACGCCACUGGGAGAGAUAUCGAGAUCGAGCUCGCGAUUAUAAGAUUUAACAUUGUACAUAAUACGUAACACGCGCGAUGUUUAAAGAGUAAAAUUACUACUACUACUAUUAUUAUUAUUACUAUAUAUAUAUAUUUUAAGAAGACAUUAAAUAUAUAUAUAUAUAUAUAUAUACAUACAUAUUUUUUUUCGUAAAGAAAGCGCACAGACGGGAGGACGCGCGACGCGCGUCCUUCGAGAUCGGACCUCAAGCGAGAAGGAUUUGAAUUGCCUGGAUCUAGUUUUUUUUUGAACACGAUUUUUGCUUCGAGUCCCUUUUACUUUAAUCGCCGAUUAUGUCCUCCUAGCAGCGCAUGGGUGGACUUAGCCGCCUGAAGACGUUCUGAUUGUUACAUAGGGAGAGAAACUCGACGACGUUGACGAUAUUCCCUUUCCGAGAUACUUCCUCCGACCCGUAGCCAAGACUGAUGAGAGACGCCGUGCUGGCCAGACCCGACGUUAUUUCAAAUAACGCGGCGAAAUUCGCGCGGUGAACUGCCAACCGAAAUGCUCCGUCGAAGCGUAUCGUUUUUUUAGAGGAUAGAAGGAUCGAAGAAGGGUGUUUUGUCAAAAAGAGGUGUGAAAAUUUUCGCGCGGCUUUUCGCGUUGCUUUCGUCGAACAACGCUCGGGUCUGGCACCGGUCGGAUCACGAUUUCGAGAACAGAGCUGGCCGAUUCGCGAGUCUCGCAUCGUCUGCCCCCUAUAUUUUUUUAUGUUCCGAUGACACGAACCUAUUGUUUCACGGACAACUGUAACAAACGGAAGCUAAAUGAACGAGAGUGAUCGCUGCGACGAAAUCUGGCCGAGUCCUCUCUCUCUCGACCGGGGUGUUCGUAACGAAAAGAGAAUCCUUGUCGGGGAAAAUCGAGGGAAAAUCGGCGCGACAUUGUCGCGUGUUUCUACUCUGUCAACGUUUCAGUGAUUCUGCGAGCAUUAAUCCUUGUCAUACCUGAUCGACGGGUUGCACGUGGACCUUCAGUGACGUUCGUAACAGCAAAACGAAGAAGAGAAUACUUUAUUGUUCAGUAAUUAUAAAUGUAAGAUAAAGAAUACAUUUAAUCUGUUUUAUUUUUCAUAUAUAUUCCCCACUUUGUUCUCUCGCGGAAACGACCCUGCUCGAUGCGACUAGAGUUUAGCGACUCGAUAAUUUAACGAUGUUCCUGUAACAGAAAGACAAUAGAAAGCUCCUUCGUACGUUUUAAUAAAUUCAAAUGAAAGCAAGAAACGGAAUUGACUUACCAGAUACCAUAGAGCGACGAUUCCGAAGCGUCUUAGGGAUCGCUUUUUUGUUACGAACCCCUCGAGUCUCUGUCUACACUCUCUUGUCUCCAUUUCUCUCUCUCUCUCUCUCUCUCUCUCUCUCUCUCUCUCUCUCUCUGUCUGUCUAUCUCUAUCUCUCUGUCUCUAUCUCUCUCCGUGUCUUCUUCUCGUCGUCGUUUUUUCUCAUUAUCAAUUUUAAAGUAAGAUCAUUUCUUCUAAUUAGCAACUAGAGACUUACGUGUAGAGUUUACGAUCGUCGAAGGAGAAUGUAUCGCGCAUGCACCGGUCGUCGGGUCGAGUCUCGCGGGUUCGACCGGUCGCGUGUUUUACUCGUCAAUUUUCACGUUAAACAAGUAAGCUUAAGCACAUCGUUAACCGCGACGAUCCUCUCUCAUCGAACGACCGAACCGGAAGCACGAGGUGUUCGCCCAAGUUUUUGUAUAGGCAACUCGGAUCCCAUGGACGAAAAAUCGGCCGGCGCCGUGUACCGCUCGGCGUCCGACCGGUCAUCCGGUCCUCUUGUCGAGAAGUUAUCUCUUAAGUAGUGUAUGUUAUUCUCUCGUGUAUCGUUUUCUUUUUUUCGUUUUCUCUUUUGUAUGAAGAUUGAAUGGCUGUGCGGACGCUCCAAUCGUUCUCGCUCGAAUCGUCCAAAACAAUUCGAGGGAAAGUAUCGAAGAACAAGUAUCAUUGUUUUCUUCUGACACAACAGCGACAAACCUUGCGUUAUUUUUAAUGUUGUACACGUGAACAGCUCUGUACGAAUAAAGGUUUGAAAAUGACGGAA